Eimeria mitis is the source of this 6420-nucleotide messenger RNA. RefSeq names its product protein kinase (incomplete catalytic triad), putative. Lineage: Eukaryota; Apicomplexa; Conoidasida; Eucoccidiorida; Eimeriidae. The transcript has 25 exons. The record is from RefSeq and is a predicted model, not a curated record. Bases 1 to 6420 code for a protein of 2139 amino acids. Gene Ontology annotation, molecular function: protein binding.
AUGUAUUUGCUGCGGCACCAACUGCUGCUGGUGUACAUACACUCCACUGCAGCAGCAGCAGCACGCACUGAUUGCUUCCCUUCACACCUGCGCGCUCUGCUCUCGCUGCCGCAGCAAGCGGACGCACUCACAGCCUCUCCAGCAGCAGCAGCAGCAGCAGCAGCAGCAGCAGCAACAGGAACGGCUAGAAACCGAUUGUUUUUGCUGCUGCGCUGCAACGAUGCGAUGCCGCACCGCCGCCCCGUUGUAACAGCGGGCUGCAACUGCAGCAGCAGCAGCAGCAGCAGCAGCAGCAGCAGCAGCAGCGGCCGCUGGAGUCACGCAGACAUUGCUGCUGCUUCUGCUGCUGCAGGGGAUACAGCAGUUGCAUGCUGUAGUGCCAGUGAGAGCAGCAGCAGCAGCAGCAGCAGCAGCAGCAGCAGCAGCAGCAGCAGCAGCAGCAGCAGCAGCACUGCAUGCUGUAGUGCCAGUGAGAGCAGCAGCAGCAGCAGCAGCAGCAGCAGCAGCAGCAGCAGCAGCAGCGGCGUUGGGGGCUGCCGAGAGAUGUUCUCCCUUGCCUCCAGCCACUGCGGCCAGCUACGCACUCCAGCAGCAGCAGCAAAAGCAGCAGCAGCAAGAGCAGCAGCAGCAAAAGCAGCAGCAGCAAGAGCAGCAGCAGCAAGUGAAUCUCUUCGACUUUGUUUUUUUCCAGCAGCACGCCGUCAGAAGCAGCAGCAGCAAGAGCAGCAGCAGCAAAAGCUGCAGCAGCAAGAGCAGCAGCAGCAAGUGAAUCUCUUCGACUUUGUUUUUUUCCAGCAGCACGCCGUCAAGCGUGCAGCAACAGCAGCAGCAGCAGCAACUGCAGCAGCAGCAGCAGCAACUGCAGCAGCAGCAACUGCAGCAGCAGCAGCAGCAGCUUCACUCAGCAGCAGCAGCGGCGAAGGUGGAGACUGCCGCUGCACCCCUCAAAGACGGGCUGCAGAAGCACUGCAGCAGCAACAGCAGCAGCAGCAGCAGCUGCUGCUGCAGCAGCACUCCCCAGCUGCCGCAGCAGCAGCAGCAGUAGCAGCAGCAGCAGCAGCAGCAGCAGCAGAUACAACGGGGACGCCAAUUGCUGCUGGAGCAGCUAUAGACGUGCCCUUAGCACCCCCCAAAGACGGGCUGCAGAAGCACUGCAGCAGCAACAGCAGCAGCAGCAGCAGCUGCUGCUGCAGCAGCAGCAGCUGCAGCAGCAGCAGCAACAGAGGGUGUGAUGGAUCUUCUCUGGCUGUCUCGGCUUUCUUUGAAGCACGAGGCCACACAGACAUCGCAGAAGCUGCAGCAGCAACAGCAGCAGCUGCAGCAGCAGCAACAGCAGCUGCAGCAGCAACUGCAGCUGCAGCUGCCGCAGAAACUGCAGCAGCAACAGAAACAGCAACAGCAACAACAGCAGCAACAACCAUGACAAACCCAGCUGAUUCUCCCCUAAGUGAUGCUGCUGCGCAGCGGCAGCGGCUGCGUCAGCAGCAGCAACGCCUGGAGCAGCAGCAGCUGCUGCUGCAGCAGGAACGCCUGCGGCUGCAGCAGCAGGAGCGAGACCAGGACGAGCAACGGCAGCAGAUAGAAGAGAGGCUGCAGCAGCUGCAGCACCAGCAGCAGCAGCAAGCAGAAACUGCAGCAGCAACAGAAACAACAGCAGCAACAACAGCAGCAACAACCAUGACAAACCCAGCUGAUUCUCCCCUAAGUGAUGCUGCUGCGCAGCGGCAGCGGCUGCGUCAGCAGCAGCAACGGCUGGAGCAGCAGCAGCUGCUGCUGCAGCAGGAACGCCUGCGGCUGCAGCAGCAGGAGCGGGACCAGGACGAGCAACGGCAGCAGAUAGAAGAGAGGCUGCAGCAGCUGCAGCACCAGCAGCAGCAGCAGCAGCAGCAGCAGCACGCGGAGAAGCGCAGGUUUGCUGCUGCAGCAGAAACCUCUCCCUCGGGAGCAGCAGCAAGACACAGAGCAGCAAAAGCUUAUAAGAGUCAGGUCCUCAGCAGAGGACAGCAGCAGCAGCAGCACGCGGAGAAGCGCAGGUUUGCUGCUGCAGCAGAAACAUCUCCCUCGGGAGCAGCAGCAAGACACAGAGCAGCAAAAGCUUAUAAGAGUCAGGUCCUCAGCAGAGGCCGUCGCAGCAGGAAGGAGCAGCAGCAGCAGCAGCAGCAGCAGCAGCAGCUGAAGCACUACUUCCUGCAGCAGCUGCUGCUGCAGCAGCCGCAGCAGCGGGACCAGGCUGCGCUGCAGCACCUCGUUGAUGCUGCUUCCUUCUCUGCUGAUGUAACAACGGACCUGCAGCUGCAGCAGCAGCAGCAGCAGCAAAUGCUGCUGCUGCUGCAGCAGUCCGAUGGGGACCCACUCUUCCCUUGCAGCACGAGAUCUCGGGUUCAGCGGCGCAGCAGCAGCGGCAGCUCUGCUGCUGCUGCUGCUGCUGCUGCUGCUUCUGGGUCUGCCACGCAGACACCUCAGGUCGCAGCGGGAGCAGCAGCAGCAGCAGCAGCAGCAGCAGCAGCAGAGCCAGCAACAGAAGCUGCAGCCUUUGAGGGCUUCUCUUCGCCGCCAGCAUCAACACAGAGCGACAGCAGCAGCGGUGAGGAAGCAAGCGAAGAUUUGCUGCCUUACGGGCAGCAGCUGCAGCAGCAGCAGCAGCAGCAGCAGCAGCAACAGCAGCAGCAAUGGGCGCGGUAUCUACAGGAGGAGACAGUGCUGUCCCCUUCUCUAUCUCUUGCUUCUCUAUCUUCGGAUACCGACACAGGUAUCGACGGGCGGAGCGUUUCAGUGGCAGGCGCACCUGGGGAGCCCCCUUGCUGCAGCAUACGUGGCCAACAGCAGCAGCAGCAGCAGCAGCAGCAGCAGCAGCAGCAGCAACACGAGCACCCGCAGCAGCAAUGCAGCAGCAGCAGCAGCAACAGCAGCAGCAGCAGCAGCAGCAACAACAGCAGCACCAGCAGCAGCAGCGCAACAGCAGCAGCAGCAGCAGCAGCAACAACAGCAGCACCAGCAGCAGCAGCUGAGGGAUGCAGCGACUGCGUCGUUCUGGGCAGUGCAGAAGCAGCGCAGCCAGACAGCAAUUUGAUCCCCACAGGAAACGCAGCAGCAGCAGCAGCAGCAGCAGCAGCAGCAGCAGCAGCAGCUCCUAGUGAAGAGACACCGGGACGCAUGCGGCGGCUGCUGCCGGGCUAUGACGGCCGACUGUACCUGGUGGAGCCAGACGGCACAAUGGUGGCGCUGCAAGUGACGGUGCCGCAGGUGGUGAGCCGACUGCCCUUUCAGGCGCCGCUCUUUCCGGGGGUUUAUUUUGUCGGCCGCAAAGACGCCAGGGUCAGGGCUCUCGACCUCCUCACGACACAAGCAGCAGCAACUGUUGCCACGUAUCUAGCUGCGGCCGAGUCUUAUAUAUCUGCUGCUGUAGCGUAUGCUGCUGCAGCAGCAGCAGCAGCAGCAGCAGCUGAGACUGCGUGGGGGCUGUCUUGGGUGGAUGUGGCGGGGUUUGGAGACGAUCCCCAGCUGCCUUGUCAGUGCGCAGACACACAAGAGACUCGUAUGCUGCUGCUGCUGCAGCAGCAGCAGCAGCAGCAGCUGCGACUGCGUGGGGGCUGUCUUGGGUGGAUGUGGCGGGGUUUGGAGACGAUCCCCAGCUGCCUGUGGGGGCUGUCUUGGGUGGAUGUGGCGGGGUUUGGAGACGAUCCCCAGCUGCCUAGGUGGGGGCUGUCUUGGGUGGAUGUGGCGGGGUUUGGAGACGAUCCCCAGCUGCCUAGACACCCCGAGGAGCUGCGGCUGACGGAGACACUGCGGGCCUCGCUGCGGGCAGAGGGGGAGCUGCUGUAUAUGCUGCAGCGGGACCCUGCUGCUGCUGCUGCUGCUGCUGCUACGGGAGACCCUGCUGCAGCAGCAGCGCCCUUGUUCUUGAAAUUCCCGGCUCCUAUUGCUGCUGUUUUUGCUGUUACUUCUCCCCUGCAGCAGCAGCAGCAGCAGCAGCAGCAGCAGCACUCAGAGGACUCCCUCUGGCAGCAGCAGCAGGAGCUGCACAGGCCGACUGCCUAUACACUCCAAUUCAUUGCUCGCCAAAGGAGGCCUACAGGACUACCCCUCCCCCCCGACCCGUGGCGGCAGGAGCAGACAGUUGCUGCUGCUGCUGCUGCUGCUGAUGCAGCAGUUCCCUUUUACAUUCCUUCUCUGCUGCCGGCGCCUCCGUUGCUGCCUCCGCUGCAGCAGCAGCAGCAGCAGCAGUUGCUGCUGCAGCAGCAAGCUGGGCAGCAGCAGCAGCAGCUGGUCUCUGUACACUACAAAUACCUGCAAGACCUGGCGGGGGUCCCCGUGCUGCAGCGGCCGCUUCAGUGGAGCCAGUCUGAGUACUCUCUGGAGUCACCAGCAGCAGCAGCAGCAGCAGCAGCAACUGCAGCAGCAGCAGCAGCAGCCGCAGCAGCAGCAGCAGCAGCAGCAGCCGCAGCAAGCCCCUCAUUACUGGGGAGGGCCCCGCUGCCUUUGGAGGCCCCACCUGGCUGGCGUUCCUCUGCUGAGAGCUCCCCGCAACAAUGUAGCAGCAGCAGCAGCAGCAGCAGCAGCAGCAACAGCAACAGUAGCAGCAGCAGCAGCGGACGCAUGCCAGCAGCCGUUGGAGACGUCGACGGGGGAACGACUCCCUGGUGGCCUCAUGGACGACAGCAGCAGCAGCAGCAACAACAGCAGCACCAACAGCAGCAGCAGCAGCAGCAGCAGCAGCAGCGGCAGCAGCAGCAGCAGCAGCAGCAGCAACUGCCCUAUGAGCAGCUGCCGCGACCCUUCAACCCCAUCGUGUUGGAGGCCCCACCUGGCUGGCGUUCGUCUGCUGAGAGCUCCCCGCAACAAUGUAGCAGCAGCAGCAGCAGCAGCAGCAGCAACAGCAACAGCAGCAGCAGCAGCAGCGGACGCAUGCCAGCAGCUGUUGGAGACGUCGACGGGGGAACGACUCCCUGGUGGCCUCAUGGACGACAGCAGCAGCAGCAGCAACAACAGCAGCACCAACAGCAACAGCAACAGCAGCAGCAGCAGCGGCAGCAGCAGCAGCAGCAGCAGCAACUGCCCUAUGAGCAGCUGCCGCGACCCUUCAACCCCAUCGUGUCUCCUGUGCUGGGCAUCCUCAGGCGGUGGAUGCAGCGGGUGUUUCACGCAGACAUAGGAAAGCAGCAGCAGCAGCAGCAGCAGCAGCGGCAGCAGCAGCAGCAGCAGCAGCAGCACGGAUCGUUCUCUUAUCUGCCCCUGCAUCAACACCCUCUUUGGCGAAAACCUCGGAGCCGCAUGCAUAUGCAGCAGCUGCAGCAGCAGCAGCAGCAAGAGGACGGGCAGCAGCAGCAGCAGCAGCAGCAGCAAGAAGGAGACAGGGAACCUGCGGAGACAGCAGGUGCUGCUGUUACCUUCAUGUGGCUGGGGUCGUUCGUUGCUGCUGUUUCUGCUGCUGUCUGCUCAAGCUCUCGCAUCAGGAGACAGCCGCUGCUGCAGGCUCUCAUAAGACGCUGGGUGCUGCUGCUGCAGUGGUGGGUGCAGCGGAUGCUGGCACAGCAGCAGCAGCAGCAGCAGCAGCAGCAGCAGCAGCAGCGUCGGCCCCAGCUGGAACUCAGCAGCAGCAGCAGCAGCAGUGCUGCCCCGCUGUCGCAGCUCGAAGCAGAAGGGGAGGAUAUAUCUCCAGCAGCAGCAACACCUGCUGCUGCUGCUGCUGCUGCUGCAGCAGCAGAACUAUCAGGAGAUGCAAUUUGGAGCUGCCAAAGCAGAAGCAGCAGCAGCAACCGCAGCAGCAGCAGCAGCAGCAACGCAGCGUCUGACGCAGCAGAUAGAGGGAGCAACCGCAGGAGAUUCAGAGGCCGCGGCAGGGCCCAUAGGUAUCCUUUACAUGCAUCACCUCGUCAGCACCCAGCAGCAGCAGCAGCAGCAGCAGCAGCAACAGCAGCAGCAGCAACAGCAGCAGCAGCAACAAAGGUGCGGAGACGGCGCACCACAACCACAAGCAGCAGCAGCAGCAGCAGCAGCAGCAGCAGCAGCUCUGGUGAAGGGGGCCAGAAGCAGCAGCAGAGAAAACGUUCUAAGCGUUUCGCUGAGCCCUUCCUGGCUUCUACACUGUGGGGGCAGCAACAGCAGGACGAGCAGCAGCAGCAGCAGCAGCAGCAGCAGCAGCAGCAGCAGCAGUUAGAGAAUUAUAUGAGGAGACGGGGUACUGUUGACGUGGGGAAUACACCGCCGCUGUGUCUGGGGCCCCCAUCUCACCCUUUUGCUGCUGUCUCUUCCCCAGUGCCUCCGUUUCGCUCUCCAGCAGCAGCAGCAGCAGCAGCAGCAGCAGCAGGAGCAGCAGCAGGAGCAGCAGGAGGCAUAGGAGACAGUUCGUUGCCUGCUUCUGCGCGGCAGCAGCAGCAGCAGCAGCAGCAGCAGCAGAAACACCUGGGUUCAAACGAGUAG